This is a messenger RNA of Fragaria vesca subsp. vesca, 1321 nucleotides long. RefSeq lists its product as uncharacterized. The coding region runs from base 47 to 1321 and encodes 424 amino acids. The transcript is spliced from 6 exons. The record is from RefSeq and is a predicted model, not a curated record. NCBI's taxonomy places the organism in Eukaryota, Viridiplantae, Streptophyta, Magnoliopsida, Rosales, Rosaceae.
UUUGAAAUUAAAGAGUAUAGACUUGAUAAUUGUUGAUGGCUAAUGUAUGCUAACUGGAAUCCCAAAACAGGUGAGAAGUCAAUUGUGUUUGUGUCUUCCUGAUGUACUGCGAAGUUUUCAAGGAACACCGCUAUUUGCCCCUGCAACCAAACAGAUUACCGACUUGUUGAAUAAGUAUCCUCCACUAGUGGACUGUGAUGAAAAUGCUAGUGCAUCUGUUCGCUCCCAACAAGCCAAGGCCUUGGGUAGUUUGCAUGUUGUGAAAGUACCUCUUUCCCUUUUGUCAGCCGAUGACAGAACUGCUGUGCUUGUCUACUUUAAAACUCUCUUGGAACUGAACCAAUUCUUUGUUACCGCACCGAUCAUUGAUGGUUUGUAUAGACUUUGUCUCGACCCAUCUGCAUAUGUUUCUCCUGAAUUGUUGCUCGAUCUAGUACUCUCAUUAUGCCUUCUUGUCACCCAAGAUAAUCUGAUGUGCAUCCCGGUAACUACAGCUGGUUUUCUCAGUAUUGGACUGACGAGAGUUUAUUCCUUUAACCGGAAAGUCUGUGAAAUUAAUCUCCCUAUUGUGUUUGAUGCACUCAAAGUGAUAUUGGAAGACCCUAACUCAAGCUACAUUCCUGAUCCGGUGCAUGCAUUCAGGUGUCUAAUUCAUGCUUGUAUUGAUGAAAGCUUAAUCAAAGAGGGAGUUGACCGUGUGGUGAUGAAUGCAAGCAUGGGUGAUGGAAUCAAGUCUGAGCCAACUAUAAUUGAAAAUUUGUGUGCUACUAUUGAAAGCCUGCUUUAUUCAAAGCCUAAUAUUCAAUGCCCGCGUGAUUAUCGCAUGUUUACUUUCUUUACCUGGGCCCCUGCAUUUGAUGUUGUUUCAACAAUGUUCGAGAAACUAGGGCCGUACUCUUCUUUUCUGAUGAGGGGUACACUGAAGACUUUGGCAGACAUGCAGAAAUUGCCUGAUAGAGAAUUCCAUUUCAAGGAAGUGAAGAUUAAGCGUCUUCUGGAAAAGCUUGUUCAGAAAUAUGGGCUUGAUGCUAUUAUGGCCUUUAUGCCUCAAGAACUCAAGAAUCUGCUUGUAGAGACCAAUGAAAAGGCUUCUAAACCUGUGGAAGUGAUAUCUCAUGUUCUGGGAGCAACUGCAGUCAGGUCUGAGAGUAGCAAUAAUAGAAUGCACGUUAAAGCACUUGGACCGUGCAAGAAUUCAAAAUGGAAAAGGGAUAUUCAAGGUAAUGGGUUGCGUGAUCGGCUAGCUAGGAGUAGAGCUAAGAGAGAGAUGACAAACAGGAUGUUGGGUGCAGCUGUGAUGGCAAAGGAGCUAAAAAUCUAG